This is a messenger RNA of Lachancea sp. 'fantastica', 927 nucleotides long. NCBI's taxonomy places the organism in Eukaryota, Fungi, Ascomycota, Saccharomycetes, Saccharomycetales, Saccharomycetaceae. The record is from the annotation of a GenBank genome assembly.
AUGUUCGGGACCAAAUUGACGUACAGAACCUUCUCCAGGUCCUACAUUACACCCUCGCUGGAACACCUCAAAAAAGGUGCUGGUCUCAGUGGUAUUUUCUCCGAGAAAGGUCUACAAACAGCAUGGUUCGAUAGAGCAGAACAGCAUACCGAAAAACUCAAUCAGUAUCUCAGUCAUAGCGAGGAAAAACCCCUGGAGACUAUUGUUCACGGGUCCGCCAAAUCUGCAUCGAAACGUGAUGUUUUCAAUCAGGCAUCCCAGCUUUAUAACCUCAGGUUCGCUAUGAGCUGUUUGCAUGGAAAUGAUUUACCAUCUAUACAAAAACCAGGAGCCAGUUUUCUUCUGGAAACUCCAAAGCUGGAAUUGAAUUUCAAAAAUGACCCAAGGGAAACGGGGAACGCCAGAUUAAGUUCUGCACUCGCCUCAUCGUUUGGAUCUUUGGUUGAAUUCAGAUCUCUAUUGCUCAAUUCUAAUAAAGCGAUCUCCGGGGACGGUUAUACUUGGCUUGUAGCCAGAAAGGUCAAUACUUCUCAAAGAGAAUCGCUGGUCUCUGGGAAUGUCGAGUUCGAUUGGCUUUACGUGUUGAAUACUUACAAUGCAGGCUCUCCUUUCAAUUUCAAUAAAGUUGGCCAUAUCAGCGACCUACAGAAGCAAUUCGAAAAGCUGAAACCUGUUGAAGAAGUGGGUGAAGAGGAGGAAUCAAACCCGCUGCAAAUUAAGUCGGUCCAAGAGGCAAGAGAGUCGGAAUCUUAUAAAUCCACCACUUACGUCCCGCUCUUAGCUAUUGACGCCUCUCCUAAAGCGUGGCUUACAGAUUAUGGUGUUUUUGGCAAAGAUCUAUACCUCGAGAGGGUAUGGGAGUCAAUCGAAUGGAACGUGGUGGAACAGAGACUUCCGGCAAGAGCGCCAAACUAUCAACUGACAUGA